AUUUCUUUCUUUCUUUCUUUUUUUUUUUUUUUAUAGAUCAAUAUCAAGAAUGUUAUUUAGUAAAACAGUCUUGACUUCGUUGAUUGCGUCUUCCGUGUUAGCAGGUCCCGUUAGUAAGAAGAUUGAAGAGAUCCCGGUUCCCUUGGGUGCUCCAAUUGUUGCCAAAAGAGAUAUCAACUUAGAUCCCCAAGUUUAUAAACUUUCAAACUCUCUUCAAAAUGCUCUUUCUGCUUUAGGUAGUCUUGGAACUCCAGGCUCUGCCAAAGGUUCUGAAUCUUCAGGAUCAGAGCCUUCUGCCUCGGCUGGCCAAUCCCAAUCUGCUGCCUCAGUUACUGGUGCCGCCAACAAUAGCCUGAAAGGUGCCGCUACUAGUGGUCUGAUCGAUUUAGGUUCCUGGACAACUUCGAUCAAAUCAGUUAGCACUUCUGAUCCAACUGUUGAUCCAGGUGAUGUUUAUGAAACUUUAACAUCUCAAUUAUUAGGUGAUUUUUGGAAUUCUGAUCUGUCGAAUUUCAAUCUUAAUUGUGAUAAUACAGAUACUCCAGUAGUUUGGAAUGUUGCCGUUGCUGGUAAAGCAGUUAGUGAUGGUGGGAAUAGAGAUCAAAUUAAAAAAGUAAUGAACGCUUUGAGUCAAUAUAAAUCAAAUGACGCCGAUGGUUAUUCUGCUUCUACCGGUAAAGAUAAUGAUAUUUAUAUUGAUGAUGAUGCUCAAGUAUUAUGGGUAUUUAUCGAUGCUUAUAAAAAUUCAAUUUUUGAUGGCUUAAAUAAAGCCAGAAGCUUAAUGUCGUACAUUGAAAGUUAUAAAGAUAAAAAAAACGGAGGGGUUUUAUGGAGUGUUAAUGGAGAUUAUAUUGCCUCGAUCUCAACCUUAGAAGCAGGACUCGCAGCUGCUAGAUUGUUUGAAGUUACUUACAACAAUGAUUAUUUAGAUUUUGCUAAAUACUGUACUACUUGGACAUUAGAAAAUUUAUUAGAUACAAAUGAUAAGUUCAUUUAUGAUGGUAUAAGUGGGGACUCCGGCACUUUAAAUAAAGGUAAAUUAACAUAUACCAUUGGUGUUGCUAUUUCUACUUUAACUAUCUUACAAAAACAUGAUGGUUCUCAAAAUUGGAAAUCUUAUGCUGUUGAAUUAGCAGUUAGAUUCAUGGGAGGUGGUCAAUUGAACACUCAAUUCUUCUCCGAUGGUCAUAUCAACGAUCAAAUCAGAUACUCCCACUUAUUAUUUGUUGGUUUGGUUGAUUUGAUCGAAGAUUCAAACCCAAGUGGUUCUUAUGAGCAAAGUGCUUAUUCUGCCAUUAAGAAUUUGGUCGUUAGAGAAGCAAGGUACUUAUACGAUAAGCAUAAAGACGGUGCCAUCAGUAAAAAAUGCACUGACGUUACUGAUUUACUCGAUUUUGGUAGUUUAACUCAAAUUUUCUAUCAAGCUAGCAGAGUUGCUAGCGAAAUUUAGAGCAAAUACUUUAAAAGUUUAUUCUACUCGGUUAUUCAACUCUUCUCUUUUUCGGUUUCACGUUGUUUUCUUUUUAUAUAUCGAUCAUGCGCUGGAUGCAUGAGCUCUUCUAAUAAACAAGCCUGGG
Messenger RNA from Hyphopichia burtonii NRRL Y-1933, 1577 nucleotides. Its product is annotated as Six-hairpin glycosidase. Gene Ontology annotation, biological process: carbohydrate metabolic process. Lineage: Eukaryota; Fungi; Ascomycota; Pichiomycetes; Serinales; Debaryomycetaceae. Bases 50 to 1450 code for a protein of 466 amino acids. The transcript has a single exon. The record is from RefSeq and is a predicted model, not a curated record.